This is a messenger RNA of Stereum hirsutum FP-91666 SS1, 2187 nucleotides long. RefSeq names its product HlyIII-domain-containing protein. The transcript has 6 exons. The record is from RefSeq and is a predicted model, not a curated record. Gene Ontology annotation, molecular function: signaling receptor activity. Gene Ontology annotation, cellular component: membrane. The coding region runs from base 36 to 1775 and encodes 579 amino acids. NCBI's taxonomy places the organism in Eukaryota, Fungi, Basidiomycota, Agaricomycetes, Russulales, Stereaceae.
GUCGCUCUUUCCACUCUUUUCUUCGCGCAUCAGCCAUGGCAUCCACCUCGACUUCGACAACGGCGACGACAUCGACGACAACUGCCCCGACGACGCCAACACCAGCGUCCAUCGCUCAAACCCGCCGUAAGCGACGCCAGUCCACCUACCAUGCCGCCCGGUACGGUCCUCGAACGUCUUGCCAUCAGCUCCCACUCUCCUUAGAAGCUCUUGAUCUAUCCCUAUCGUCUCCGACGCCUAAUCUUGCAUCCCUUCGCAUCCUUGUUCUCUCAUACUUAGAGGAACUCGAGACCCGACUAGCGCAGCUCGAGUCUCCUUCAUGCGACUUUGACCUCGGGAUCGACUCGUUGAAGAGCAAGGGUGGACUCAAGGUCGAAGAGGCCCGAGCAUGGGUCAGAGACGGUCUGAAGAUGCUCGAACAGAUCAAGGAGGACGUAUGUUCGCAUCUGCCUGACCUACCACUCGAUUCGACCACCGUCGAGAACUAUGUUUCUUCCCAUCUCCCCGAGCUCCCGGACGUCCCAACCCUCAAGGAGGUCACCGCCCACCUCCCAGAGCUUGCGGAGCUUCGCUCGAGGAUCGCUGCCCUUGAUCUUUCAGAUAUGCGCACCCGGAUAGAGAGCGUCUGUUCGCACUUUCCAGACCUAGACUUCCAUCAUCCAUUGCAUUACCUUCCCACUCUUUCUGAACAUCUUAAUACCCUUCAUUCCCACCUAUCGUCCAUCCAACUUCCCUCCAGCAUCGCACUGCCCCUCUCUGUAUCUGCCACCGUUCUUCAUGACCUGCAUGAUAAGCUUCGAGCCACCGAGUUCUCGCCACUUAUUCACGGAAAGCGUUCUCUGCUCGAGAGAGCGGAGGAUAAGAUCGCUAAGAUGGCGAGAGAAACCAGAGAGGCUCUGAAACUCUCAUUGCACGGUAGUGCACUCAUCACCUAUGUGGACCUUCCCGAAGAGUGGCGUAAUAACCCGUUCGUGACGCACGGCUACCGCUUCAUCCCUCUGAAUAGAUGGCCUCUCAUCAUCGCUUCCUUAUUUACAGUACACAACGAGACUCUCAACAUUCAUACGCACCUCAUUCCAUUCCUCCUCUGGACACUCACACUCAUAAUACCCACAUCAUACUUCUCCUCGACCAUCCCGGCCUUCUCAAGCCUCGACAUCGACGCCCCCCUCUUCAUUUUCACCGUCUUUGCGCUAGUAUGUCUGUUCAGCAGCGUCGUGUGGCACACCAUGUCCGGAUGUGCGCAUUACCACGGCAUGGAUCUGUGUGCGAGGAUCGAUUAUGUUGGGAUCGGAUGGCUGAUCAGUGCGAGCGUUGGCACCAUCGUUUAUUACGGCUUUGACUGUCAACCGUACCUCUGCAACCUCUUCCUAUACUGUUGCUUUGCGUCCGGACUUGCGGGUAGCGUCCUGCCGUUCAUGGACUGGUUCAACAAACCACAGAAUAAACACAUUCGGAUCAUGUUCUUCCUCUCGCUCGCGUUCACGGCGCUCGCGCCGCUCGGAACACUUUCAUACCUCCACUCGACUAGUCAAAUGCUCACAUUCAUCGCCCCCGUCUCCCCGUCCCUCCUCUCCUACAUCACCGGCCUCGCCUUCUACGCCACCAACUUCCCCGAACGUUCCCUUCCCCCCUCCUGGGCUCCCCAUUUCGGGACCUACCUCGGUGGCGGGUCCCAUGCGGUUUGGCAUCUGUUCAUCGUGUUGGCGAUCAGUCAGCACAGGGCGGCGAUGCCGGUUAUGAGGGGGAUGGCGGGGAUGGGCGAGGUUUGUUGAGGUUGAUGCGUUUCGGUUUUACGAGGAAGGGGAGGGCAGGUGGGGUUUGUUAGGUUGGGAUGGCGUGGGUGAGUGAGGAGGCGGAGAGGCAAAGGAGGUGAUUUGGGAGUUGGUGUCCAUGUUGUUAGUUAUUGUGUAUUGUGCGCGCAGGAGGCGAUGUGGCAGACUCGCUCAUUUACUUUCGGGCCUCGGGUCAGGCAGUGACAUUUUUACAGGGUAGAAACGUCCCAUAUAAUCGUAUCAUAUAUAGCGUAUUGGUGGUGGCGUUGGUGUCGGUGGUCGUGGUCGUGGUCGUGGUCGUGGUCGUCGAUCGUCGUAGUUGUGGUGUUGGUGUCCAUGUUAGGAUGGUGGUGAUUCUUGUGGAUAAUAGAUGGCUUGGAAAUUUAUUUAUUGCGUGGAUCGUAGUCUGGAA